Molecule: messenger RNA, 1194 nt
Organism: Clunio marinus
Lineage: Eukaryota; Metazoa; Arthropoda; Insecta; Diptera; Chironomidae
Source: the annotation of a GenBank genome assembly
AUGUGGAAAGACAAUAAUCAUUAUGUGGCUUUAUUACUUGUGCUUGGCAUUUUUCUUAUAACGCCAGGCUUAAUUUCUAAAGCGGAAGCAAUAACAAACACAACAGAGAACUCCGAGAUUACAACAUUACAAAGUAGUGAAGUAAAUACAAGCGAGAACUCAAUGAGCCUCCGUGAUCAAGUGGAAAACCUUUUGUUUAAUUGGGAUAUUAGUGAAGCUAGCAAUGACGUAAUCGAUGGUCGCGGCAAGAAACAUAAACAUAAGCAACAUCUGAUGAAGAAGAAGAAGAUGAUUAUGAUGAUGGCUGUUGCUUUCAUUGGUGGUGUCAUUCACGCCUUCAUCAAAGGAAUAAAAGCUGUGAUCAAGUUGAAAUUACUUGUCGCUGUCGCUAUCAUAAUUAAGUUCCAUUUAUUCCUUUUAUUUUUCAAAGCAAAGAAACAUUUCUUCCAUGAACAAGUUGGCAAUAUAUUUGGCAAACAUAAUUUCCAUGAACAUGAAUAUGAACAUCAUUCACAUCAUCCUUUUGACUUUUUUGGAAAACACGAUCAUUUCAAAAACAAGCAUGGACUAUUGGGGCCACUUUUAAAGUUAUUUGGGUCAAGUUUUCAUAAAGAAGAUGAUCAUGGUGCAGAUUUAUUUGGACUCAGCAAUGAAUUCGGUGGUCAUGGACAUGAUGAUCACGAAGAUUUAUUUAAAAGAGAAGCGAAUCGAUAUAAACCAGGACAUUAUGAUGGAGAUUAUUCAGCACAUCGUCCCGUUUACAAUUAUCAUCCACAUUACACUCAAACGAGAGUUGCAAAGCAAGCACCAUUGAAACGACCAAGUCAAGUUGCUGAAAAUUUGACUCCACCAGAAUUCAUUGUGUCAACAUAUCACAUGCCACCUAAGCCAGAUAGCGAAGUUUACAGUCCAUUUACACGUGGAUUAAUUGACACCGAUCCAGGUAUGAUUCACUACCUAAGCCAACCACAUAAUAAUGUUCAAUCGAAUACUCAUUAUGCACAGCACAUCGAUUCCAUCUCACCUAGUGAUGAAGUAAUUUAUUCACCUCAAGCAACUCCAUCAUCUCAUGACAAUAAAGUUUUAAAAGACAUUCAGGAAGUAUCAGGAUCAGUUCUCGAGACACUAAACAACAUUUUUCCCAAACUUGAUGGAGUUGAUAAACAUAAGACGAUCAACGAGAAGCAAACUUAA